This is a messenger RNA of Seminavis robusta, 375 nucleotides long. Lineage: Eukaryota; Bacillariophyta; Bacillariophyceae; Naviculales; Naviculaceae. The record is from the annotation of a GenBank genome assembly.
AUGGUCACCCAGUCGACACCGCCUACCGAAUUGUACAGAGCGCUACAGAUAACAGCUGAUACUGUCAUACGCACUGCUUCCAUCUACCAAGGGCUUACAGCGAGAGCAGUCAACCAUGAGGCCUAUCGCUAUCAGCGGACAUUUCGUGGCUGUUUUGGUGUGGCUCCUCAUCUUGCGGCAGAACUGUGGAACAUGCUGGACGAUGAAGAUCCUCUGAGUGACAUUCGCUGGGUAUCCUACUUCCUGGCCACACUCAUGUUCCUCAGGACAUACACUGUCACAGCUGUAUUGGCCAUGAUCUUUAUGAAGGAUGAAAAGACGAUUCGGCACUGGGUGUGGGUGUUCAUUGAAAGAUCGCGAGCUUGGACUUUGUGA